Molecule: messenger RNA, 721 nt
Organism: Theileria equi strain WA
Lineage: Eukaryota; Apicomplexa; Aconoidasida; Piroplasmida; Theileriidae
Product: signal peptide containing protein
Exons: 1
Coding region: 19-564 (181 amino acids)
Source: RefSeq, a predicted model, not a curated record
AUUCAUAAUCUCUGCAUAAUGAAGGUCCUUUUCGCUCUUGUUCCACUCGCUGCCCUUUUGGCAGGUUUUUCCUCCGCUAACCUCGUCUUGGACCUCAAGCACCCCGAAAAGGUCUCGGGCCAGUACCACGACUACGACCAUCUCGGCCUAAAGGUUGGAAUCUUCAGACCUUCGUACAACACCAAGGUCACUUCCAUCAAGUUUGACUCGCAGGGUAUCUGGAAGGCCGCGGACGACGGCGUUCAGCACCUCCUGGAGCUCGUUGUGUUCUACAAGUGCAUGGGCAUUGGUCUUGCACAUGUGACCUUCUACGCUGGCUUCAACGACAAGAGAAAGGUCCUCCUCGGAUACUCUCACAGCAGCUCUGACAUGGCACCAGUCACUGAUGAGGCCUUUUACAAGAAGCUCCUCUCAUACGCUAAGCCUGCAGAGCCCAAGCACCCAGAGCUCCCAGCCCACGACGUCUUCUUCAAGCUCAACAAGUUACUCAGCGGCGAGGAAGAGCUCGGUGAAGCUCCCAAGGUCGAGGCUCCAGCUGGUGAGGACGUCUCUGAUGAACUCUGAGCCCCUGGGACGUUUCCAUUCCAGAGCUCACGCACACGGUUGGUAUGGACAUUUUAAAUCUUGACAACGAUUUGAAGAUGAAGUGGGCUAAAUCCACUGCCAUGUGGCUAUCGCACUUUGUCGAACCUUGUCAUGUUUACUAAUUUUUUUCUUCUGC